AUGGGCGGCGGCGGCGGCGGCGCGAAUCUAAUCGGAACAGGCGGUGGAAUGAUGGGAGCCGGAAUGAUGGGAGGCGGAGGAGCCGGAAUGAUGUCGGGAGGCGGAGCAGGUAUGAUGACGGGAGGCGGAGGAGCCGGAAUGAUGUCAGGAGGCGGAGCCGGAAUGAUGUCGGGAGGCGGAGCCGGAAUGAUGGGAGGUGGCGGAGCAGGAAUGAUGACAGGUGGAGCUGGUAUGAUGACUAAGGGAGCGAUGAUGGGUGCAGGAAUGUCGGGCGGUAUGGGAGGAGGUAGUAUGAUGGGAGGAGGAGCUGGAAUGAUGGGAGGCGGAGAAAUGAUGGGAGGAGCUGGUAUGAUGGGAGGCGCCGGUAUGAUGGGAGGUGCCGGAAUGAUGGGAGGAGCCGGAAUGAUGGGAGGUGCCGGAAUGAUGGGAGGUGCCGGGAUGAUGGGAGGUGGCGGAAUGAUGGGAGGUGCCGGUAUGAUGGGAGGCGGAGGUAUGAUGGGAGGCGGUAUGGGAGGUGGAAUCGGUAUACACGGCUACGGAGGUGGUAGCAUGAACGAAGGACAAUACAGUAAAGGAAAUAAAAAUUUGAACGAUUUAAGAUACGAAAAGGCUCACGGUCAUCACGGCGGUGAAUACGGCAAAGGUCAAUCGGGUUAUAAUCAAGGUGAAAUGGCAGCUAAAGACAUGAAAGGCGAUAUAGGUUAUUACAACGGCGCCCAAGGCGAUAAAAAAAUCUACGAGGACGGUAAAGUAUAUCACGGCGCCAAAAAAUUCGAUCAGGAAGGUAAAAACGAAGGUGUCCAAAGUAUGAUGAAAGGUCAUAAGAAGGGACACAAGAUGAAAGGUUUCAAAAAUUCUCAUCAAAAACACGAAUCGGGAAAAACUGAAGAAUUCUACGACGAAGAUCACGACGAAGGCGGCAACUACUUGUUCAAUAACCAAGCAGGAAGUUUCGGCGAAAACGCCGGAGCCGCGUUCAAGGGAGGUAAAGACAUCGGUAAAUUUUCCGCCGAAGAAGCCGGUAAAUCGGGACACUUUAAACAACAGUUUCUUGCUGAUAAGGCUAAUGCUAACCAAGGAAGGGUUAUAAUAUUAAAAUAA
This is a messenger RNA of Diorhabda carinulata, 1101 nucleotides long. RefSeq lists its product as uncharacterized. Lineage: Eukaryota; Metazoa; Arthropoda; Insecta; Coleoptera; Chrysomelidae. The coding region runs from base 1 to 1101 and encodes 366 amino acids. The record is from RefSeq and is a predicted model, not a curated record. The transcript is spliced from 3 exons.